This is a messenger RNA of Staurois parvus, 323 nucleotides long. NCBI's taxonomy places the organism in Eukaryota, Metazoa, Chordata, Amphibia, Anura, Ranidae. The record is from the annotation of a GenBank genome assembly.
AGACAGCAGCAAUGGGAGGCCGUACAGGGACCCAUGACACACUCUGGACCUGGCAGCAGCAUGAGGAGGCGGUACAGGGGCCCAUGGCAGACUCUGGACCUGGCAGCAGCAUGAGGAGGCGGUACAGGGGCCCAUGGCAGAUUACAGGCCUGGCAGCAGCAAUGGGAGGCCCGUAAUCUGCCAGCACCUUAUGACAAAAUGGAACCCACCAGCAGUGUGAGGAGACCUGAAAGUGGCACAUGGCAGAGUGUGGCGAUGGAGACAGCAGCAAUGGGAGGCCGUACAGGGACCCAUGACACACUCUGGACCUGGCAGCAGCAAGA